AUGUUUACAGGUAUAGUCGAAUUAAUCGGUACUGUCCAAGAAUACAACGAAUUUGAUGAAUCCUCAUCUGGUGGUCAAGGGGUUUCCGUUGUCAUCAAGGAUGCUGCUCCCAUCUUAAAAGACUGUCAUAUUGGUGACUCAAUUGCCAUCAAUGGUAUUUGCUUAACUGUUACUGAGUUUGAUGUUGAAGCUGGUACUUUUAAAGUCGGUAUUUCUCUUGAAACGAUAAAGAGAACAAAUGUGUCUAGCUGGAAACCUAACAGUAAAGUUAACUUAGAAAGGGCUGUUUCGCAAGACGUAAGAUUUGGUGGUCAUUAUGUACAAGGGCAUGUUGACACAGUGGCCUCUAUUGUAGGAAUUGAACCCGAAGGUAAUGCCGUAAACUACAGUUUCCAAUUAAAUCAAACUAAUGAUGAUAAAAAAUAUAUGAACUAUAUUGUAGAAAAGGGAUUUAUUUGUAUAGAUGGGACCUCAUUGACCGUUGUUAGCGUUGACGAUAACAACGCUAUCUUCUCCAUAAGUAUGAUCAAGCAUACUCAAGAAAAUGUCAUAAUGCCAUUGAAGGGACUGGGAGAUUUAGUAAACAUUGAAGUUGAUUUAACAGGAAAAAUCAUUGAAAAGCAAAUAUUAAUGGCCGUUGAAAAUCAAAUUGAAAAGGAAGAUAGUUUAUUGAGCAAGAUGAUCACUAAGAUCGUUGAUAAACGCAUUCAAAAGUAUUUAAAGUGA
Naumovozyma dairenensis CBS 421 is the source of this 726-nucleotide messenger RNA. RefSeq names its product riboflavin synthase (gene RIB5). Bases 1 to 726 code for a protein of 241 amino acids. The record is from RefSeq and is a predicted model, not a curated record. Lineage: Eukaryota; Fungi; Ascomycota; Saccharomycetes; Saccharomycetales; Saccharomycetaceae. Gene Ontology annotation, molecular function: riboflavin synthase activity. The transcript has a single exon. Gene Ontology annotation, biological process: riboflavin biosynthetic process.